Alexandromys fortis (reed vole) is the source of this 1260-nucleotide messenger RNA. RefSeq names its product heme oxygenase 2 (gene Hmox2). The coding region runs from base 103 to 1119 and encodes 338 amino acids. Gene Ontology annotation, biological process: heme catabolic process; heme oxidation; response to oxidative stress. Gene Ontology annotation, molecular function: heme oxygenase (decyclizing) activity; heme binding. The transcript is spliced from 7 exons. NCBI's taxonomy places the organism in Eukaryota, Metazoa, Chordata, Mammalia, Rodentia, Cricetidae. The record is from RefSeq and is a predicted model, not a curated record.
CCGUCCUCGCGCUCGCCCCGCUCCGCUACCGCGACGCUGGUGGAGUCACUGACACGGAGACCGACGGACCUGCGGGCGUAGCGGCUGGGGCCCACAGGUAGAAUGGAAAGCCUUGCAUUGCUUAAUAAGGACCGGAGUGAGGAGGGCAUCACCAGCUACUCAGCAACAAUGUCUUCAGAAGUGGAGACCUCAGAGGGGGUAGAUGAAUCAGAGAAAAAGAACUCCGUGGCCCCAGAGAAGGAAAACCAUACCAAAAUGGCAGACCUCUCUGAGCUCCUGAAGGAAGGGACCAAGGAAGCACAUGACCGGGCAGAAAAUACCCAGUUUGUCAAAGACUUCUUGAAAGGAAACAUUAGGAAGGAGCUAUUUAAGUUGGCCACUACUGCACUUUAUUUCACGUACUCAGCCCUUGAGGAAGAAAUGGACCGAAACAAAGACCACCCAGCCUUCGCCCCCUUGUAUUUCCCCACGGAGCUACACCGGAAGGAAGCACUGAUCAAGGACAUGGAGUAUUUCUUUGGUGAAAACUGGGAGGAGCAGGUGAAGUGCUCUGAGGCUGCCCAGAAGUAUGUGGACCGGAUCCACUAUGUCGGGCAGAAUGAGCCAGAGCUGCUGGUGGCCCAUGCUUAUACUCAUUACAUGGGGGACCUUUCAGGAGGCCAGGUGCUGAAGAAGGUGGCCCAGCGGGCACUGAAACUCCCCAGCACUGGGGAAGGGACCCAGUUCUACCUGUUUGAGCAUGUGGACAAUGCCCAGCAAUUCAAGCAGAUCUACCGAGCCAGAAUGAAUGCCCUGGACCUGAAUUUAAAGACCAAAGAGAGGAUCGUGGAGGAGGCCAACAAAGCCUUUGAAUAUAAUAUGCAGAUAUUCAAUGAACUGGACCAGGCUGGCUCCAUACUGGCAAGAGAAACUGAGGAGGAUGGACUCCCCAUGCAUGAUGGGAAGGGAGAUGUACGUAAAUGCCCCUUUUAUGCUGCUCAGCCAGACAAAGGUACCCUGGAAGGGAGCAGCUGCCCCUUCCGGACAGCCAUGGCUCUGCUGAGGAAGACUAGCCUCCAGUUCAUUCUAGCUGCCAGUGUGGCCCUGGCUGCUGGACUCCUGGCCUGGUACAACAUGUGAAGGACCUGUCAUGUUAUUUGCAUCCUACCCCAAGUGACCUGUUCCAUCCCUAACUCCACCUCUGACUAAACUACCACCUCAGGCAACUUUUUUAAUGCUGGGUUUGAGAAAACAAGCAACCAAUAAAAGCCAGACACUAGA